AUGACACUAAGCUUCUUCGACCAAUUUAUGAGCCCCACAUACCUAGGUAUUCCACUUAUCGCUGUAGCAUUAACACUUCCAUGAAUUCUCUUCCCAACCCCCACUGCCCGAUGAUUAAACAACCGCCUAAUCACUCUGCAAGGAUGGUUCAUCAACCGAUUUACCCAACAACUUCUCUUACCACUAAAUUUAGGCGGCCACAAAUGGGCAGCCCUACUAACCUCCCUAAUACUAUUUCUUAUUACCCUAAAUAUACUAGGCCUACUUCCGUAUACAUUUACCCCCACCACGCAACUAUCCCUAAACAUGGGUUUAGCGGUCCCAUUAUGGCUCGCCACAGUAAUUAUUGGCAUACGAAAUCAACCUACUGCCGCUCUCGGCCAUCUCUUGCCUGAAGGAACCCCCGUCCCACUAAUCCCAGUACUAAUCAUUAUCGAAACAAUCAGCCUUUUCAUCCGCCCCCUCGCCCUUGGCGUACGACUUACAGCCAAUCUCACAGCAGGCCACCUUCUUAUUCAACUAAUUGCUACAGCAGCUUUUGUUCUAUUACCUAUAAUACCCACAGUAGCAAUCCUAACUUCUAUUGUCCUAUUUCUACUUACCCUUCUUGAAAUUGCUGUAGCUAUAAUUCAAGCCUACGUCUUUGUUUUACUUCUAAGCCUCUACCUACAAGAAAACGUUUAA
Oncorhynchus tshawytscha (Chinook salmon) is the source of this 684-nucleotide messenger RNA. NCBI's taxonomy places the organism in Eukaryota, Metazoa, Chordata, Actinopteri, Salmoniformes, Salmonidae. The record is from the annotation of a RefSeq genome assembly.